CCGUCGCCAGGGAGGCCGGGGGAGGCCGCGGCGGAGGCGGAGGCGGAGGGGCGGCUCCAGGGCGGCGCGCCCCCGCCCUGCCAUUCACAGGCGACGUUGGCCCGGGGCCCCGAAGUCCGUCCUCCUGGGUCGGCGGCGAGCGCCGAGGGGAGGGGACAGCUCGAGAAGGCAGGAAGCUGCGGAUAAAAGGGCAGCCCGCGCCGGGCCGUCCUCCCCUCCCACGGCCCCGAGCCUCCGAGAGCGCCUCCGCCCGCCGCCAUGUACCGCUGCCUGGGCGAAGCGCUGCUGCUGUCCCGCGCCGGGCCCGCCGCCCUGGGCUCCGCGGCAGCCGACUCGGCGGCGCUGCUGGGCCGGGCCCGCGGGCAGCCCUCCGCCGCCGCCCCGCAGCCGGGGCUCCCGCCGCCCACCCGGCGACACUACAGCGAGGCGGCGGCUGACCGCGAGGACGACCCCAACUUCUUCAAGAUGGUGGAGGGCUUCUUCGACCGCGGCGCCAGCAUCGUGGAGGACAAGCUGGUGGAGGACCUCAAGACCCGGGAGAGCGAGGAGCAGAAGCGGAAGCGGGUGCGCGGCAUCCUGCGGAUCAUCAAGCCCUGCAACCAUGUGCUGAGCCUGUCCUUCCCCAUCCGGCGCGACGACGGCUCCUGGGAGGUCAUCGAGGGCUACCGGGCCCAGCACAGCCAGCACCGCACGCCCUGCAAGGGAGGUAUUCGUUACAGCACUGACGUGAGUGUAGAUGAAGUGAAAGCUUUGGCUUCUCUGAUGACAUAUAAGUGCGCAGUGGUUGAUGUGCCAUUUGGGGGUGCUAAAGCUGGUGUGAAGAUCAACCCCAAGAACUAUAGCGAUAACGAGUUGGAAAAGAUCACGAGGAGGUUCACCAUGGAACUGGCCAAGAAGGGCUUUAUAGGUCCAGGCGUUGAUGUGCCUGCCCCAGACAUGAGCACGGGUGAGCGAGAGAUGUCCUGGAUUGCGGACACCUAUGCUAGCACCAUCGGGCACUAUGAUAUUAAUGCCCAUGCCUGUGUCACUGGCAAGCCCAUCAGUCAGGGUGGGAUCCACGGACGGAUCUCUGCUACUGGCCGGGGAGUUUUCCAUGGAAUCGAAAACUUCAUCAAUGAAGCUUCUUACAUGAGCAUUUUAGGAAUGACACCAGGGUUUGGAGAUAAAACAUUUGUUGUUCAGGGAUUUGGUAAUGUGGGUCUGCACUCUAUGAGAUAUUUGCAUCGCUUUGGUGCUAAAUGCGUUGGUGUUGGUGAAUCUGAUGGGAGUAUAUGGAAUCCAGAUGGCAUUGACCCAAAGGAACUGGAAGACUUCAAAUUGCAACAUGGAUCAAUCCUGGGUUUCCCCAAGGCAAAGGUUUAUGAAGGGAGCAUCUUAGAGGCCGACUGUGACAUACUGAUCCCUGCUGCCAGUGAGAAGCAGCUGACCAAGUCCAAUGCAUCCAGAAUCAAAGCCAAGAUCAUCGCUGAAGGUGCCAAUGGGCCAACAACUCCCGAAGCGGAUAAGAUUUUCCUGGAGCGGAACAUCAUGGUUAUUCCAGAUCUCUACCUGAAUGCCGGGGGAGUUACAGUAUCUUACUUUGAGUGGCUGAAGAACCUAAAUCAUGUCAGCUAUGGCCGGUUGACCUUCAAAUAUGAAAGGGAUUCUAACUACCACUUGCUCAUGUCGGUUCAGGAGAGUCUGGAAAGGAAAUUUGGGAAGCAUGGUGGAACUAUUCCUGUUGUGCCCACGUCGGAGUUCCAAGACAGGAUAUCGGGGGCAUCUGAGAAAGACAUCGUGCACUCUGGCUUAGCCUACACCAUGGAGCGCUCGGCCAGGCAAAUCAUGCGCACAGCCAUGAAAUAUAACCUGGGAUUGGACCUGAGAACAGCUGCCUACGUCAAUGCCAUUGAAAAAGUCUUCAAGGUGUACAAUGAAGCCGGUUUGACCUUCACAUAGAUGGAUUGCCACUGACUUCUUUACUACCCUCUUCCCCUCUUCAUCUGUAGACCUAUCACAAGUUUACAUGUAACCACAGAUCUUUCUCUCAUUGCUUAUAGACAAUGGACAACAUUCUCAUAGGUCGAUUCAAAUGAGACCCUUAAGAAAAGAGAAAUUAAAGUUAGGGGAUCGUGUGCAAAACUAAAAGUAGAUGCCAGAGAGCCAUUUGGGUAUAUCAGCAAAAGAGCUCAAUUCUAUAGAUUACAAACAAAAAUAAAUGCUGUUUCUCUUUUUGCAUUUUAUUCUUUUAGAAUAAAGUAAGUACAUGCUGCUGUAAUAAAAUUGCCUUUAAUCACUUACUAAGCCUAACUUUGACUAAGCAGUGAAUGCCUGUAAACAAUGAAUGAAAAAGCUAGUAUUUUUAUAACAACACAGUAUCAUUUAUAGCUUAUCAGUAGUAUGUUGUCCAACAAACAAAAAGCCCAAUGGAGAGUUAGUUAUCUUCUUUCCUAUCAUUGCAUAGCAAAUGAUAGCACCUAUUUCUGUUGUGUGAGACUGUCAGAAUUUAUUAACUACAUUGAUGACAUAUAGUCCAAAGAAUGUAGUAACCUCCUUAUGUUAAUUAAUUGCUCUUCUCUUUUCAAAGUCUAUUGUGUUGCCUGAUUGAACAGUAAUUCAAAUAGAGUGUCCCAGAAAAAACCACUUGGGCUCCCUCUUUGGGGUCUGGCUGGCAGCUCUGAGCAUUGCCAAGAAUGGCCCAACUCCCCCUGACUUUGGAUCCCCUUCCAGGGGCCUCCCCUUCGGCACAGCUUCAGCAGCAGCCUGGAGACAGCCUGGGGUUGGUGGUUGUGUUUGCCAGGGCCUUUUGAAUAGUAGUGUCCCAAUGAAGUGCUAGAUAUUAUUUAUGUAAGAAUGAGCUUUUUCUUUUUUUAACAAUAUCCUUUCAGAAAUUUCUAACUACUUUGUAACUGCAUGACUUAACCUGGUGAUAAAAGCAGUUAUUAAAAGUCUACCUUUUCCAAA
Messenger RNA from Eptesicus fuscus (big brown bat), 2943 nucleotides. It is a transcript of the gene GLUD1, whose product is annotated as glutamate dehydrogenase 1. The record is from RefSeq and is a predicted model, not a curated record. Gene Ontology annotation, cellular component: mitochondrion. The coding region runs from base 259 to 1938 and encodes 559 amino acids. Gene Ontology annotation, biological process: L-glutamate catabolic process. Lineage: Eukaryota; Metazoa; Chordata; Mammalia; Chiroptera; Vespertilionidae. The transcript is spliced from 13 exons. Gene Ontology annotation, molecular function: L-glutamate dehydrogenase (NAD+) activity.